Chrysochloris asiatica (Cape golden mole) is the source of this 2102-nucleotide messenger RNA. It is a transcript of the gene RGS9, whose product is annotated as regulator of G-protein signaling 9. The transcript is spliced from 19 exons. The record is from RefSeq and is a predicted model, not a curated record. Bases 63 to 2102 code for a protein of 679 amino acids. Lineage: Eukaryota; Metazoa; Chordata; Mammalia; Afrosoricida; Chrysochloridae. Gene Ontology annotation, biological process: regulation of G protein-coupled receptor signaling pathway; intracellular signal transduction; G protein-coupled receptor signaling pathway.
UUGGGGGUCUUCCCAUUUGCCUCCCAUUUGUUGUCUGGGUCUGAAUCCACCCAGGGUCCAGGAUGACAAUCCGACACCAAGGCCAGCAGUACAGGCCGAGGAUGGCCUUUCUCCAAAAGAUUGAAGCCCUAGUGAAGGACAUGCAGAAUCCAGAGACGGGGGUCAGAAUGCAGAACCAGAGAGUUCUGGUCACCAGUGUCCCUCACGCCAUGACAGGAAAUGACGUUCUACAGUGGAUUAUCCAUCGGCUGUGGAUCUCCAAUCUGGAGGCCCAGAACUUGGGCAACUUUAUUGUCAAGUAUGGCUACAUUUACCCGCUGCAAGACCCAAAGAAUCUUAUUCUCAAGCCAGACAGCAGCCUCUACCGAUUUCAGACCCCCUAUUUCUGGCCCACCCAGCAGUGGCCAGCUGAAGACACAGACUAUGCCAUCUAUCUAGCCAAGCGAAAUAUCAAGAAGAAGGGGAUUUUAGAAGAAUACGAAAAGGAAAAUUACAAUUUCUUGAACAAAAAGAUGAACUACAAGUGGGAUUUUGUCAUCAUGCAAGCUAAGGAGCAGUACAGGACUGGAAAGGAAAGGAACAAAGCAGACAGAUACGCCCUGGAUUGCCAGGAGAAGGCGUAUUGGCUGGUCCAUCGAUGCCCUCCAGGAGUGAACAACGUGUUGGACUAUGGCCUGGAUCGAGUAACCAAUCCAAAUGAAGUGAAGAAACAAACAAUCCCUGCUGUCAAAAAAGAGAUCAUGUAUUACCAGCAGGCCUUGAUGAGGUCCACAGUGAAGUCUUCGGUGUCCCUUGGAGGGAUUGUCAAGUACAGUGAGCAGUUCUCUUCCAACGACGCCAUCAUGUCCGGUUGCCUGCCCAGCAAUCCUUGGAUAACAGAUAACACCCAGUUCUGGGACUUAAAUGCCAAAUUGGUAGAAAUCCCAACCAGGAUGCGGGUGGAACGGUGGGCCUUCAACUUCAGCGAGUUGAUCCGAGACCCGAAGGGCCGGCAGAGCUUCCAGUCCUUUCUCAAGAAAGAAUUCAGUGGGGAGAAUCUGGGAUUCUGGGAGGCUUGUGAGGACCUGAAGUACGGAGAUCAGUCCAAGGUCAAGGAGAAGGCAGAGGAGAUCUACAAGCUAUUCCUGGCCCCAGGGGCGAGGCGAUGGAUAAACAUAGAUGGCAAGACCAUGGACAUCACAGUCAAGGGACUGAGGCAUCCCCAUCGCUACGUCCUGGAUGCUGCACAAACCCACAUCUAUAUACUCAUGAAGAAGGAUUCUUAUGCUCGCUACUUAAAAUCUCCAAUCUACAAGGAAAUGCUGGCCAAGGCCAUUGAGCCUCAGGAAACUGCGAAAAGAAGCUCCAACCUCCCGUUCAUGCGGCGCCACCUCCGUUCCAGCCCAAGUCCCGUUGUCCUGAGACAACUGGAAGAAGAAGCCAAGGCACGAGAAGCAGCCAACACCGUGGACAUCACUCAGCAGCCCCAGCACACGGCUCCCAGCCCCCACCUGGCUGUGUACACCGGGACCUGUGUGCCGCCCUCGCCUUCCAGCCCCUUCCCGCCAUCCUGCCGAUCCCCGAGGAGACCCUUCCCCUCGCCUGGCCGCUUCAGACGGCUCAGCACCAGCAUCUGCCCUUCGCCCAUCAGAGUGGCCUUGGGCGGUUCCCCGGGGCUGACGCAGGAGGGCGAGGCCGGUGGGUCCAGCACCCACCGUGGGCUCUCCGUCGCCGAGGGCAGCGAGGUUUCCGUAGACUUGGAGCUGAGCUCUGGCUGUCCCCGACCCCACGCCCAGCCGAGGGCACCGGCCAAGGCCCGCGGAGCUCUGUCCUUUAGCAGAUUUCUGAGGCGUGGCUGUUUGACCUCUCCCGUGUUUGCCAGGCUCUCACCCAAGUGCCCCUCUGUGCCCCACGGCAAGGUGCAGCCCCUGGGAGAUGGAGGCCCGCAGCUGCCCCGCCUGAGACCCAAGAAGGUGGCCAACUUUUUCCAGAUCAAAAUGGACGUGCCUACAGGGAGCGGGACCUGUCUGAUGGACUCGGAGGAGGACGGCGGGGCAGGCGCAGCGGGUGACCGGGAGGUCAUCUGUCCCUGGGAGAGCCUGGCUGAGGGGAAAGCAGGGUGA